Medioppia subpectinata is the source of this 547-nucleotide messenger RNA. The record is from the annotation of a GenBank genome assembly. Lineage: Eukaryota; Metazoa; Arthropoda; Arachnida; Sarcoptiformes; Oppiidae.
GCUUUAUUGGUAAAGGUUUAAAGAAAAUAUUAAAAAUUAAUAUUACAUUUCAAACCAACAAAGCGUGUAAUUUUGUACUCAAAAAGUAAUUAGAAAUCAAUUGGAAAAUCACAAGAAAAUGCCGACUCGAAGGGCGAGGAGAGUGCGGACAAACCGACGACCGACGGCCUAUAGGAUGGCUCCGAUGAGACGCCAAAAAAUGGGUGUCCGUCCGGACAACGAAGAGGGAAGACUUCUCCUCUCAAACAUCGGACCCAAUGUUACCAUUGAUAUGAUUAAAGAAAUAUUUUGCAUAUUUGGAAAUGUGGGCAAAAUAGUGAUCCACACAACGGAGGACUUUAUUCAAACGGGAACCGCUGAGGUAUGGAUGAGCGCCGGCACCGAUGCCGUUAAAGCCAAGGGUCAGCUCAACUCCACCGAUAUGUUCAGCGACGGCCGUAUUAUUCGUAUAGAAAGGUCCAAACUAUCGUCAAAACUAUGCAAAUAUUGGCGAACUAUCCUUAAAAUGAUCGGCAAAUUGAGUGAAUCGGCGAAUAAAGAGAAUUAA